AUGGCCUUCACCGGCUAUAAUGGCUACGCUGAUGAUGCUAUGGACGGCGUCGAAUCGUCAGGACCCAAGGUCACCGUGAGAGAAGUCGAACAAGAUCGAGUAGAUUUUGUCCUCCAAUCAUGCUCUUUGGGCGUGGCCAACUCUCUACGUCGCGCAAUUCUUGCUGAGAUUCCUACCAUCUCCAUCGAUCUUGUCGAUAUUUCCACCAACUCUUCUGUCCUGCCUGACGAAUACCUUUCACACCGCCUUGGACUGAUCCCGCUUUUCAGUAAAGGAGUUGGUGAUUUAUUGCAGUAUACAAGGGACUGCGACCAGUGUGAUGACCACUGCGAUGCCUGCUCCGUCAUUUUGCGCCUGCACGUCAAGUGCACGCAGGCCGGCACCAUGAACGUGUACGCCCGCGACUUGAUGAUCACAAACCCUCGUCAGGACUCGAUUGGCCAGCCAAUCUUCCGAGAUGCUAAUGGCACCGGACCAUUGAUAGCCAAACUCAGACAGGGUCAAGAGAUUGAGCUAGAGUGUAUCGCGAAGAAGGGGAUUGCUAAAGAGCACGCAAAGUGGGCGCCUACUUCGGCGGUGGGCUUCGAAUACGACCCGAACAACAAGCUACGGCACGUUGACUACUGGUACGAAACGGACGCAAAGUCAGAAUGGCCUGUGGACGAGCGCAAUGCCAACUGGGAAGGUGACGAUUCGGCUGCAGACGCGGCGUUUGACCCCGAUGCGGUACCUAGUGCGUUCUUCUUUGAUAUUGAGGGGAUCGGAACCCUGGAGCCAGACGAUAUCGUCCGGGGCGGCAUCGACGUGAUCCAGAAAAAGCUGGCGGAGACCAUCCGAGUUCUGGGCGGUGCAGAUGCUGCGGGCAUGGAUGGCAUCAACGGCGGUGGAAGUCCAGAUGGAUACGAGCCCGCUCCGGCGAAUGGGGCAUACUCUAGCUAUGGUCGAGCGCCAGUCGGCGGAACCACUCCGUUUGGAGCAACACCUUAUGGAGGCGGGUAUGGCUCUUAUUGA
This is a messenger RNA of Exophiala aquamarina CBS 119918, 1011 nucleotides long. Its product is annotated as DNA-directed RNA polymerase II subunit RPB3. The coding region runs from base 1 to 1011 and encodes 336 amino acids. The transcript has 2 exons. Gene Ontology annotation, biological process: DNA-templated transcription. The record is from RefSeq and is a predicted model, not a curated record. Gene Ontology annotation, cellular component: RNA polymerase II, core complex. Gene Ontology annotation, molecular function: protein dimerization activity; DNA binding; DNA-directed RNA polymerase activity. NCBI's taxonomy places the organism in Eukaryota, Fungi, Ascomycota, Eurotiomycetes, Chaetothyriales, Herpotrichiellaceae.